Molecule: messenger RNA, 4095 nt
Organism: Xiphophorus hellerii (green swordtail)
Lineage: Eukaryota; Metazoa; Chordata; Actinopteri; Cyprinodontiformes; Poeciliidae
Product: protein FAM13A-like
Exons: 22
Coding region: 245-3244 (999 amino acids)
Biological process (GO): signal transduction
Source: RefSeq, a predicted model, not a curated record
CAGUGAAGUUAGCAGGAGGAUACUGAGCCAAAAAAGGCUUCCUUAAAAUAACUUUAUAGAUAUAUAUAUAUAUAUAUAUGUGUGUAUAUAUUUGCGAUUAUCCAGCCGCCGGGAUGUGAAGACCAUGGCAACGAUUAGUCACGAGUCUUCGAAAGUUUCUGUAAGCGGAGCAUUCAUUUGGACAAGAUGAAAAUCCGUCUACAACUCAAAGGCGGAGAGCAGUUCCCGUCCGCUGAGCUGAAAAAUGGGCGCAAGCGCUUCAUUAUCCUCCUGUAACAACAUAUCUUCAGUGAAAAUAAUAAGACCCAACUCUAAAGUCUGCCCAGAACUCACAGUUCCUGCACAUGUUCCAGUUCCUGGAGAACCACCAGGGUGUGUAUUCGGUGUUGCUUUGGAAAAACUAAAUGACAAUGGACAGAUGGUCAGAGGGAUACCUCUUGUCUUUAGAGACAUGGUAGAGUUCUUGGAAAAGUUUGGACUGCACCACAGGGGUCUGUUUCGUUUGUGUGGGUCCAUAGUGCGUGUGAGGCAGCUGAGGGAACAGUUGGACCAGGGAGAGAGAGUGGAACUGGACCAAUUGAGGGACAUCACUACAGUAGCUUCUCUACUCAAGCUCUUCCUGCGGGAAUUGCCCACUCCUUUAGUUCCUGAACCGCAUCGCAAACAGAUGGUUCUCAACCUAAAAGAGUGUACACAUCAGCCAGAGCUGAACCAAAGACUGAGAGAAAAUCUUUGCCUCCUGCCUGAUUUCAGCCUCAAUAUUCUCUCUUACCUCUCCCACUUCCUGUCGAGAGUGGCCUCUCAGAGUCAGUCCAACCACAUGCCUAUGGAAAAUCUAGCUACCAUCUUUGGACCUUGUGUAUUUCAUGUUCCAGUAGGGCCCAGCGUCAUGGAGGAGCAGAGUGUGUCUAAUGCCCUGCUGCUCCACCUUCUCAGACAUCAAGCAGAUCUCCUUCCGGUCAAAGAAGAGAUCUUGAUGACCCCAUCCGCUACUUCUUCCUCACCUCCUCCUCCUGCUCUCUCUGCUCUUUCACAUUUUGAGGUCCAACCCCAGAGCUCUGAGUACGAGAACAGCUGCAUGGAGAGGUUGGAGGAAGAGAUCACUUCAAUUUCUGGGAGCUUUGCUUCUGAACUAACUCUGCAGAUGCAAUUACAACUCAAAAGCGUCACCGACGGCCACUGUGGAUCAACGGUUCACCGCAAUUGUGACACACUGUUGCCAGCUUGUGGAAACCGCUCUGACGUCAACAUUGACAUUCAGACUGCAAACCGGGAGGUUCUGCAGGAAGGCAGGAUCACAACGGAAGCAGGCAGCGCUCUCUCCGAUCACGCUGACCUGCUGCCAGAGCGUCAGCCGCAAACCGCGCAGCCUCAGAGAGCGCUGGGGAAACCUUCUGAAACGGCGCCUACCAUGCGACGGAUUUUCUUACAGACACCACAACCCAACACCGGAUCAAAGCUGAAACAGGAGGAAGAAGACAGAUUUGCUUGCUCUUCCUUGGUUGCCAGCAGCAGCAUAGGACAGAAUUGGCCUCAUUCGGAUCUCUGCGUGUCGAGCGAAUCACAAAACAAAAUGCAAAUAAAGAGUCCGCUCCCAGACAGCCUACUGUGCUGUAUACAGUGCAAGACAGAAGAUGAAGGGAUGGUGUCCCAGUACAAGAAGAGCAAAGGAGGAGGAUGCUGUGGUCCCUCUGACACACAUAGUGACUGCAGAGGCACAGACAGCUGCUAUGACACUCCUUCCCUCAAGCUCCAAGCCCUGGACGCUAGACCCUCGUCAGACUCAUUAGAACCCCCGGCUCAGGAUGACACGCCUGCACGGCAGCAGCCUUUUCCCUCCGAAGGUCAUCAUUUGAACCAAACUCUGCCUCUGUCUCCGUCUCAGCAUCGGCACACAGUUGACUCAUCACAAGAAACACACCACUUACCUCCGUCUCUGUCAGAGUCCGUCUCCACUCGCUCCACCGCCUCCAGUACCGAAGGACUUGUGAGAGAAGGCAGCUUGCCGAGCCCACCGCUCCCUUACUCCAGCCCGCUCUUAUCUCGUUUUACCCCCGGCGACUGCCCCGUUCCCUCGCCGCGCUGCCCAAGCCUCAGCCACAGCCUGCGCUACAACCUCGACCCCGACACGGCUCCGUCGCCGCCCUGCUCGCAGCACAUACGCAUGGCUCGCUGCAGCGUCCCUGCAGAGCAAGAAGACGGUUCUGUGUCCGUCUCGGCGCUCAACAGACACAUUCACACGCUCAGGAAGAAGAUCAGGCGAUUUGAGGAGCAUUUUGAACAAGAGAGGCACUACAAGCCAGCACAUAAUGACAAGACCUCUCAUCCAGAAGUGGCCAAACUGAUGAAGGAGCUCAUCAGGAGCCGCAAGCAGCUGAAAGAAAUAAAGCUGACACAGUCUGUAGAGUCAGGAGUGAAGGGACUUGGAGGUUUCAGUCCCUCAGGUGAAACCUGCAGGACCAACGCAGAGCAGCGGGAGGCGGGGCCGACAGGAACUGAGCUUCAGCCCAUCAACAAUAACAGCAACGCCACGCAAAACGUGGAGGAAACGGUGAACCUGAUAACCAACCGACUGAGGGAAAGGAGGAGUGAGCUGGGUUUGCCGGACAGCAUCAAGGACAUGUCCAAUUUCCAGUUGAGUAUGGAGAAGACCUGCAUGCAGAAGUGUUUGCUGUACUUUGAGGGUCUGCAUGGACGCCCAAUCACCCGGCAGCAACGGACUCUGAUGAAACCGUUCUAUGAUCGGUACCGUCUGCUCAAGCAGCUGCUUUCUUCCGCUUCCACGGCAACCAUUACAACGAUUGAGGAAGAGGAGGGUUCCGAUGAAGAGAACUUUAAGCAGCAAAGCUCCAGAGAGCAGCCACUUUGGUUAAAAACGGCUAGGUGCAUGUCAUCAGAGGAGCCCCAGUUUACAUCGUCUGUGGAAAUGUCUGGAACACCGGUGGUGUCUCCGCUGGAUGAGGGGAAGACUUUCCAUGCACAGAUCAUCACUAUGGCAACACUACAUGAAGCAUCCAGGCAAGAAUUACUAGAUCACCUCCGGAUGGUUCGACUAGAGAAGCGACGACUUCACCAAACCCUCCAAGAGUUCGAAGACCGUUUCUACGCACAGACCGGCAGGGUCUGUCAGAAGGAGGACCGUGGACCAAUGGCGGAGGAGUACUGCCAGUACAAGAACCUCAAGGCGAAGCUCCGCCUACUGGAGGCUCUGCUCAGUAAACAAGACUCAACCAAAGCAAGUUGAGUUAUUCACAGUGGGACUUUUUUUUUUGUUUUGUUUUUUUAUUUAGUUCAGCACAACUCUUUUUUUUUUUUUUCUUUCUUUUAAUUGCUUUGAUGCCAAUGGGUCUUGUUUCAUUCCAUGCUCGUAAUGUAAAUGCACUUUACAUGAAGAAAACUGAAUGACCAAAAAUCGCUGACACUCUGAAUGAACACUGGAUCUGGAUCUGUUUUUUUGUUUUGUUUUGUUUUUUUUCAUCCCCACCAUUUAGGACACUUUUUCAUAACCCUGUCGUAGCCAUUUUAGCACAGUUACCAUGUCAACAAUGAAGCAACCUUAGUUACAUUCAACUAAUUUGUGAAGACUUCAUGUAUAUUACAGCACUUUAUUACUCACUUCCUUCCCUUAUACCAAAAAGAUUUUCCUUCAUCGUAGUUGAUGUGGGAACUGCAUUAUCAAAGUGCUGUCUUAUGGAGAAAAAAAAAAUAAAAUACUGAAAUAAGCUUCAAUGUAAAUGAGCAAGACAAUCCAGCAGUGUUUGUGCAUGUCGUGUUUUUUUGUCCUACAUUGUGCUAUGAUAUGCAUUCAUAUUUUCAUAGGUCAUCUAAAUUAUGAUCAUCCGAUUUAGAUGUUGAUCUUGAAACAUAUGCAGUGAACGUAGGCGUCAUAGUGCAAGUUGAGUUUGAAAUUUACCUUUUUCACCCCCUGCCUAUAUGAAGUCGCCCCCUCCCCCCGAAAUGUCCAUGUUGACAAGGAUAUGAGCUUUUGAGAUUGUGCACUUCUGGUUUAUAUAGUUUUCUAUGUAUUUAUAUCCAUCUCUCUCUCUCUCUAUAUAUAUGAGUGUAUCAAUAAAAAUAAAUAUUUUUUCACAUUUA